Messenger RNA from Gekko japonicus, 1034 nucleotides. RefSeq names its product AhpC/TSA antioxidant enzyme domain containing 1 (gene PRXL2C). The coding region runs from base 46 to 726 and encodes 226 amino acids. NCBI's taxonomy places the organism in Eukaryota, Metazoa, Chordata, Lepidosauria, Squamata, Gekkonidae. The record is from RefSeq and is a predicted model, not a curated record. The transcript has 6 exons.
CCGGUAGCCUAGGCAGACCUCCCGGCAGGAAUACGAUCCCCCAGCAUGGCAGAUCCCUCAGAGGAGACGCCACCCGUUACACGGCAAAUCAGCCGGCAAAGUCUCUGGCAGAACACAGGAGAUGAGCCGGUGGAGCUCCGGUCCGCCUCCUCGCGUCUGGUGGUGGACGCGGCAGGGAAGCGGAUUCCUUUCGGGGCCCUUUACGAGCAGCAAAAGACCAUCGUGGUGUUCGUGCGGCAUUUCUUGUGUUAUGCCUGUAAGGAAUAUGUGGAGGAUCUGGGGAAAAUUCCCAAGGAAUUUUUACAAGAUGCAAAUGUAAGACUUGUAGUUGUUGGACAAUCAUCACACCACCACAUUAAGCCUUUUUGUAAUUUAACAGGUUACCCCUAUGAAAUGUUUGUAGAUCCUGAGAGGGAAAUUUAUAGAAUACUUGGCAUGAAAAGAGGGGAAGCAUCCAGCACAUCAGUGCAAAGUCCUCAUGUCAAAUCCAGCCUGCUAUCAGGAAGCAUUAAGAGCAUGUGGAGAGCAAUGGCUAGCCCUGCAUUUGAUUUCCAAGGAGAUCCAGCUCAGCAGGGAGGAACUUUGAUUUUAGGUCCAGGUGAUGAAAUCCACUUUAUGCACCUUGACAAGAAUCGGUUGGCUCAUGCUCCCAUUAAUGCAGUUUUGCAACUUGCAGGAGUUCAAACAGUAGACUUUACAAACAGAUCUCAUAUUAUUGAUGUAUGACUUGUCGGAACAAGAAUUACCCAGAUGGUCAGCUAAACUUGAUAUACAGCAAUGAAGACUAUUUGUCAGAGGUAUAGAUACUGUUAUAUCACUAAAUGGAAAAUCCCUGUCUAUUGAUUGAGGUGGUUUCUAGCGGCUGAAGGACUUCACAUUUGCACAUUCAAGGAACCAACGUGGAAUAGCAAAUUGUAUGUUCAAGUCUGCUGGACCCAAAAGGCUUUAUAUGUUGCUUUAACUGUUUUAAAAAACUUCUUAUUAAAACAGGAUCACAUAAGCAAUAUUGUAAUAAACCGGCCGGUUUGUUUCCA